GGCGGGGCCUGGGGCGCCGUGCGCCGGAGCCUGUGGCGUCAAUGCGGCCGCCGUGUCCAUGGAGAGAGGCUGAGGUGGCCGAGCUCCGGCCCGAGGCACCGGGGCUCCGGGACGGCGAGGAUGUCGGCUUCUUUAGUCCGAGCCACUGUCCGGGCUGUGAGCAAGAGGAAACUGCAGCCCACCCGGGCCGCCCUCACCCUGACACCUUCAGCAGUAAACAAGAUAAAACAGCUUCUUAAAGAUAAGCCCGAACACGUAGGUCUGAAAGUUGGUGUCCGAACCAGGGGUUGUAAUGGCCUUUCUUAUACUCUAGAAUAUACAAAGACAAAAGGAGAUUCUGAUGAAGAAGUUGUUCAAGAUGGAGUCAGAGUGUUCAUCGAAAAGAAAGCACAGCUAACACUUUUAGGAACAGAAAUGGACUAUGUUGAAGAUAAAUUAUCCAGUGAGUUUGUUUUCAAUAACCCAAACAUCAAAGGAACGUGUGGCUGUGGAGAAAGCUUUAAUAUUUGACUACUCUGGCUGUAAGCUCCAGGAAAACUCAUGGAAGUCCUAGGGCUUACUGAAGAAAUCAUGUGACUGUCACGUGCUUAAAGUUUAUAAUGUAUGACUGCCUUAUGAGGAAAAUAAAAUGAUGCAUUUUGGAAAGUGAAGCCAGUGUGUUAGAUUCCAGAAGAAGCGAUAUUUGUAUUCUUUUUAGAGGACACAAAAUGAGAAACCGUUGCUCUCUUUGGGUCAUUUUCCUGAUUUGUAAAGAAAAAAAAAAGUCCUACCCUGCACUUAAUUGUCUUGCAUCCUUUCUAUUAGAACCAGUUUCAUGAAAGCUGCCUACCUGGGAGGAUUUCAGGAAACGUAUUUUUAAUACGUGUGCACGCCAUAGCUCACCGUUGAGAGUGGCGUGAACGUUCAUUUCCCGACCAGAUUGAUGGCAGAAGAUCCUGACUGCCGGCAUGACGUGGAAGUGCCCUGGUUUUCUACCCAAACUUGGCACAGCAUUUCUACGUUUGUGUCCAAAAUUUCUUUGUCAGAUGCCUCAUUUGCUUUACCCUUUAGCAGCACCAGCUGGUAGAUGAAAGUAUUGAACAAAGAUUACCUUGAACUGCAGUGCAGAACAGUUCUGAGCGAUGACAUCAAAAGGUAAGAAAUACUUCACCCACUAUUUUUAAUCCAUUUCUUUUGCUACCCAGAACAUCCCCUCAAAGGUGGAAUCUCAAGCUGGCUUAGAUCCUUUUGGUUGCAAGGUGUCUUUAAAGCCAUCCAGCCCACUCCCUCAAUGCUAUACGUGGGGAAGCAACCCCCAGGGAACCUACAGGAUGUCCGUCCACCCUCACACUGUGGGCUGUGUAGCAGCAGAACUGGAACUACACUCUCUCCCCUUCUGUGGAGGGGCCACUAGUUCUGCAGUCUGAGGCAGUCAGUGAAGAUCAGUGUGUGGUCUGGCUUCUUUAUCUGGUUGGCAUUUUGAUAAGAUUUCUUUAUAAUUUGAUGAAGAUCAUAUUUAGUUUAUUUUAUUUUCAGUGAGAAGAAUCUUAUUUUAAAACCCACUUAUGUGAGUUACCAUCUUGUUUCUUUAGAACUUUGAAACAGCGAUUUAUAUUAGCAGAGAAGACAUUUGUACCAACCCAAAAAUAUCCUUUUCGAAUAUAGUAGUCAUUUUGAAGCAGAACAUGAAGGUCUUUUCUUAAAAUUCCCAAUACGUGUACACUUUCUGGAUCUCAAGUUCAGUGACUGUAAUUCUUAACAUUUUCACCACUUACUUUUCUUUAACAGCAUUCUUUUUGUCAUUUAGUUAUUGAUUUUCCUGGGUUUGACAUACCAAGUGUUCUAUGCGAAGACACGCUUUUUUUAAAAGCUGAUUUUCAUGAAUUGAAGUAACUAUUUAUGUCCGUUGUAUUUACUGAAGUACCUGGCACAAAAUGCACCAACACUUAAGAGUAGUAGCUGUAUGUAAAUACUCAUGAGUCCAUAUUGUUAAUAUAUAAUUGUCAAUUCACUUAUAAUCUGUGCAAUACUGUACGUAUUUGGAGAUUGAGUUGUCAAUAAAAAAAAACAUGGCCUCCU
This is a messenger RNA of Zalophus californianus (California sea lion), 2058 nucleotides long. It is a transcript of the gene ISCA1, whose product is annotated as iron-sulfur cluster assembly 1. Gene Ontology annotation, molecular function: 2 iron, 2 sulfur cluster binding. The coding region runs from base 121 to 510 and encodes 129 amino acids. Gene Ontology annotation, cellular component: cytoplasm; mitochondrion. Gene Ontology annotation, biological process: iron-sulfur cluster assembly. The transcript has 4 exons. The record is from RefSeq and is a predicted model, not a curated record. Lineage: Eukaryota; Metazoa; Chordata; Mammalia; Carnivora; Otariidae.